UACACAUCACGGACGUGCAUCGAGCGUAUACAUACCGCACGGGCGCCGCACACACAUCCGCCGCCGCCGCCGCAAUGGACGACGACGCUGCCGCUGUCACCGCCGCCUGGUUGCGCACCGACGAGUGUCACUGCAACCGUCGCCGUUUCGCCCGCGAUUAACCGUUACCGCGGUCAGCCGAUUUGAUUUUUUUGUUGUCCGUGUGCUGCACGUCUACCAGAACCGCGUCCGUUCGCAGUUCGUCCGUUUCGUUUUAUCUCCCGUUCGAUAGUUUUGCGCGCGUUUUACGCACCGUCUUCGUCGUUGACGUCGCCGCGGUUGUUGUGCGCCCGAGUAGCGUGCGUGCCGCCGUUAAAUCGCCAUGUUUUUCGCCGGCGGCGCGUGUUGUUGUUGUCCCGUCGUCGCCGCAGCGCACGUCUUCGUGUUGUUGAUCGCCGUGGUCGUGUCACCGUUACCCGGCGUCGGGGCCCAGGCGGAGGACAUACCGCACAACGAAGUAAAAAAUUGGGCGCUGAAAUUUGGUGUAGAUUUGUGGGAGUUUGGCAGACAAAUAACCAACAUGAACGAAAUCCAAAGAAAAUAUAGAGAGCGAGAAUCUAAAGUACGAAGAAAAGACGGACUUUUACUCAUUCGCGAUUUGGCAGCAGAAGUUAAAAAUAUGAUGGAUAUCAAAAUGAAUUCUGUUUUGAGGCUAAUGGAAGCUGGUGAACAAUCUGCUUUAGCAAAUCAAGAAGCUGCUGUAAAGAGUGAGCGCUAUGUAAACGAUGUAUUUGGGGAUUACAAGAGUCUCGAAUCAAUAGACCGAUAUGACCAAUGUGCAUUUAACACUACUGUAAAUUGCGUGCUGUUACAGAGCACAUAUGUAGAUCCAGAUUCAGUUGACGAAACCAUAGUUCGAGAUAUGCAGUGGACUGAUCAUUUAGAUCCAAUAUUCGUAAGCAAUUAUGAAAUGGAUCCUGUAUUAUCAUGGCAAUAUUUUGGUAGCACAAAAGGGACACUCAGAAGAUUUCCAACAUUGAGAUGGCCUUCAUAUUCAGGAUUAUCACCAUCUGCAUUGUUUGACUAUCGGCUUAAUCCAUGGUUUGUAGAAGCUGCAACCAGUGCCAAAGAUAUAGUUAUAAUAGCUGAUUUUUCAAUUGCAUUAUCUGACUAUAAACUUAGUCUUGUAAGAGCUACUACUUUAGCGGCACUUGAUACACUGGGUGCUAACGAUUUCGUCAAUGUUUUAUCUCUCGAGUCAUCAAACUAUGAAAUUGUGCCAUGUUUCAAAGAAAUUAUUGUUCAGGCUAACGAGAAGAACUUAAGAGAUUUGAGAUCCGCUGUGGCACAAUCAAAGUUUGCUGGCAGUUCUAACUUCACUGGAGCUCUAGCUCGUGCAUUCGACAUACUGCAUAAAUUUAAUCGCACUGGUCAAGGAAGUCAAUGCAAUCAAGCUAUAUUGAUAAUUACUGACGGUCCAUUUGGACCAUAUAAAGAAAUUUUACAACAUAAUAAACCACACAUGCCGGUUCGAGUUUUUACGUAUUUAAUUGGCAAAGAUGACUCAAAUGCUGCUGAUAUGAACUGGAUUGCUUGCAACAAUAAAGGUUAUUUCGAACAUAUCGAAGACCAAAGAAAUCUUCGAGAAAAAGUAUUAAACUAUGUUUUAGUUAUGGCUAGGCCAUUAAUCAUGUAUCAAACCGAUCAUCCGGUUUAUUGGUCACCAGUGUAUCUUGCAAGCAAAGUUGACAAUUUAAAAGCUACUGACACUAUAGAUGGCAGACUUAUGACAACAGUAUCUGCGCCCGUUUUUGACAGGAGAAAUCAUUCGGAACGAGCCGCCAAUUUAUUGGGUGUGGUUGGUAUGGACGUCUAUAUUGACGACCUAAAGAAACUUGUUCCAGCCUAUAAGCUCGGUGCCAAUGGUUACUCCUUUAUAUUGGACAAUAAUGGACAUGUCCUUUAUCACCCUGACUUCCGUCCAACGCAAUCUGAUUCGGUCAGACCUCAAUAUAAGACGGUAGACCUGAGUGAGAUUGAGUUACCUGACGUGGACACUAAUAAUAACACUCUAUUGCUCGAAUUGAGGAGAGAAAUGAUUGAGCAACGGGAAGGCGAAACUACUCUAAAAGUCAAAAAUCACUUGGAUAAUAUGAGACGAGUGUCUACUAGAAAAUAUAAAUACUUUUAUCAUUCAAUCGAAGAUACACCUUAUAGUUUAGGUAUUGCUCUUCCAGAAAGUUAUGGAAUGUAUGAAUUACUUGGAGAAGAAGAAAUCAAGUUGACUCAAUUCAAUAUUACGGAGUAUUUCAAAGGAAAAAAUUGGAAAGUCCAUCCCGACUGGGUUUAUUGUGAAUAUAAUUAUGGAAAUGAACAUAACUUUAAAACUCCUGAGGAUAGAGUGUUACAUUUUUUGUCCAGAACCAAACGUCCUGGUUGGAAAUGGAUGUCAUUAAGGUCUAGAAUGCCACAAAGAGAACCUGGCACAAGUCAGGUUUAUAACACGUGGAGAAAAGAAAAAGACUCUCAUUACUGUGAUAAAAGUCUUUUACAAUCCUUAGUAUUCGAUGCAUUAGUCACCGAUAGUCUUGAAAAACAAACAAGUCAAAUAUCUAAGGUUGAUAAACACCCAAUAGCCACACUAAUGGCACUUCUGCACAGCCAAGGACAUCAUAUGUUCGGUGUAACACUUACGUUCAUUGCGACGAGGAGUGGAUUAUUGAGAUGGCGAGAUCACGGAACAGCUAACAACAGAGGACCUGAACCACAUUUUAGCGAAACUAAUAAAAAAGCCAUAGACGAAGUGUGGUAUAAAAGAGCGAUUGAUCAACACAACAUAGAGCCUGAAAGUUUUGUGUUUUCAGUGCCAUUUAAUUCAGGCGCUGGACUCGAUCGACCACUCAUUACAGCUACCCACGCAAUGUUCGUUGAAAAUAAAGGUCAUCGAGCGGCAGCUGCGGUUGUCGGCAUACAAUUUCAACAUUCGUCGAUCGCUUCGCACUUCAUCAAUAUUACUUCGGCUUGUACCGGAAUGACUGGAUGCAAGAAGACGUGUGCUUCCGACGAUCUCGAUUGCUAUGUGUUGGAUAACAACGGUUUCAUCAUAAUAUCUGAACAAUCUCAUCAUACCGGUCAAUUUUUCGGCCAAACAGAUGGGACUAUUAUGGACUCGUUGGUACAGGACGGUAUUUAUAAGAAGAUAACUAUAGUGGACAACCAAGGUGCAUGCCAUAGCGGUAUUGAACCUGGAACCGAUUCAGCGUCUUCUCUACGACCUUUUCAGCCGGUUGUCUGGUUAAUAAAAUGGUUAUUAGGUCGUUUGGCUUGGUUAGCAAUCGAAACUAACAUCUAUCACGUUAUAUUCCCGGAGUGGAUUCAAGCUCAAGACGAAGAUCCAAUGUAUUCGGAAUACGACCUGGGUCCAGACGAAUUCGUGCCAGAUCAAGGUGAGAAGACCACAGAUCAGAGCGACAAACCAAUGACGGAUGGUGACGGUGGUGAUCGGGGGAGCUCUGGUAAUGACUACAAAGACAUGCCUCCGCAUCCACCAUUAUAUGUGCCAAGCAUGAAAAACGCUGAAUACUUCAGCCCAGUGUACAAUCGAACCCAACCGGGGAUUACUAGAACGUGUCGCAAAUCAGUCGAUUUGUACGUCUUGCAACCCAACAGAUUGAACAUGAGUGGGUCGUUUAAUCCACUCAAAGGAAAAUUGACCAAUUGCCACGCUACUGGAUGCGAAAGGCCAUUCAGUGUGCAAAAAAUCCCCCAUAGUAACCUAAUACUAUUAGUUGUGGAUACUUUGUGCCCUUGUGGAAGCAAACAACUGAGUAUUGAACCACAAGAGGUUCGAAUGGCAACAGAUGAAUCUGGACAACCGGUGUUUAAUUGUCAAGAUCAAAAUAUGUUCCGGAGACGCACAGGAAAGUGCAUUAACUAUCAUCCGGAAGAAAUUGAAAUCAAGCAGUGCGGUUCGAGUUCGGCGCUACUGGUCACCUCGUACCUAAUACUACUAAGCAUGGUAACUGCCAUAUGGAUAACGUGAUCAUCGUACUUCGGCUGAACGAUAAAUUCCUCAGCGCCUACGGUUUUACGAAAAACUUAUAAGUGUAUGAUAAUUGUUAUAAUUUUUUCUUCUUUUUUUUGUAUAAGAUCUUUUAAACGGUUUUUAAUUUAUAUUAUUAUAUAAUUCAUUUAAUGGCCAGCGCUCGAAUUUAUAUAAGUGCCCCGCUAAAUUGUUGUAAUAAUAAUAUUUGGCCUACAUAAUCAUACAUUUCACAUAUUCACAACAUCGUGUGUGAAUUGUAUAUAUUUUAUUUAUAUAUAUAAUAUAAUUUAUAUGUGUGUGUGUAUAAUGGACAUUCCGUUAUAUAUGCAUAUAUAAAUUAUUAUAUAUGUAUAUAACAUAACUAUACCAAAAUAUUUUUGUACGUCAAAAAUUAUUAUAUACCUACUAACUUGGGAAUGAAUUUAAUAUGAUAAUUGAUAAUGAUAUAGAAAAAAAUAGACAAUAAUUUGUUGGUUAUGUGCAAUCGUAUUGACUAUGAUAAUAAUAAUAUAUAAUAUAUUUAUAUACAACACAUAUUAUAGAUAACAUUAUUAUAAAUUAUGAUAAUCAUAUUUCAACCGGCGCGGUUCAAUGUUCAGUAUGAUAAUAUAUAAUAAUAUAUUAUACGGUCAAGUGGGUUCCAAGUGGUUUCAAGUGUAUUUUCAAUAAAAAAAAUUUAACAGAAAAUUAAUUGGUUUCGAUUACAAUAUAUUAUGUGAUAAAAUUAUAUUAUUUAAGUCGAACCGCAGUAGAGUUACCCCCUGGCCCCUCCAUCUAGGUCUCGUUACGUUCUUAAUUUCUAAGAAUUUUCCGAUGACUCUUGUUCAGACGUUUCGCUCCCACAAUAAUAUUCGAGUGUCGUAACGAUAUUUUUUUUCUAAAAACACGACAAAUCAAUUGGUUACGUAAACGAAAAGAAAAACAAAUAAACUGUAGUGUCAUCUGGGCAAUAAAUUAACCGAAAUAAGAUAUUAGAUUUAAAUAAUUUAAUAUCUUGUUUUCAAAUUGUUAACGAUUUCAUCAAAUCUUACGAAUUUUUUCGAAGUCUGCUACUAUUGUUAUUUAUACUUAAAUAUAUUAUUAUACGCCCAUUUCGUGUGCAAAUGUUUAACAAUUUAUAAAUAAAUAAAAAUAAAAAAUACAUUUUACCCGUGGAACUCCCUGUAUUCUAUACUUUAUUAACAUAUUAUCUACUAGUGAAUUUAUGUAGUUCGGAAUUAUUAAAAUAUAUACGCUAUUGUGUUUUUUAUCGUUAAAAAAAUGUGUCGUUUGUU
Messenger RNA from Rhopalosiphum maidis (corn leaf aphid), 5298 nucleotides. It is a transcript of the gene stol, whose product is annotated as voltage-dependent calcium channel subunit alpha-2/delta-3. The coding region runs from base 362 to 4021 and encodes 1219 amino acids. The record is from RefSeq and is a predicted model, not a curated record. Gene Ontology annotation, molecular function: voltage-gated calcium channel activity. The transcript is spliced from 28 exons. NCBI's taxonomy places the organism in Eukaryota, Metazoa, Arthropoda, Insecta, Hemiptera, Aphididae. Gene Ontology annotation, cellular component: voltage-gated calcium channel complex.